AUGGUCUUCCCACAAAAUUCAUGUUUUGUGAUGACCACCACAACAAGCAUCACUCCUGAAAUGAUUGUUGGUUCUGAUUCUGCAAAUCAUUCCACAUCAACCAUGUCACAUUCCUCGACUGGAAGUAACAACAGUGGUGGUGGUGGCGGAGGAGGAGGAGGAGGAUCUAAUGGUGGUCAUAAUCGAAUGACCUCCUUUGGAUCAGGUCUCGUCAACAUGAUGAAAGUUUCAAGUUCUACAAAAAAAAUACAACAAAUGAACAGGUGA
This is a messenger RNA of Naegleria fowleri, 267 nucleotides long. RefSeq lists its product as uncharacterized. The coding region runs from base 1 to 267 and encodes 88 amino acids. NCBI's taxonomy places the organism in Eukaryota, Heterolobosea, Eutetramitea, Acrasida, Naegleriidae. The transcript has a single exon. The record is from RefSeq and is a predicted model, not a curated record.